UGGUCUGGCAGCGGAGGGAGCGCAGCGCAAGUCUUGGAGCUCUCAGCACAAAACCACUCCGCUCCGCCGCCUCACUCUGAUCGGUGUUCCUCCAUCAGCCCCGCUCCGCAGAGCCGAGCCGGCCGUUCCCGGCGCGUAAUUACGCACGGAGAGUAGAGAGGGAUCCGCGGCGUUUGGCGUAGAAACAACAGACAAAGGAAGGAAGGAAGGACGGCUCGAGUACAACUGACUUGAAAAGAGAGAAGUGCUGCUGGAGAGGGGGGGCGGGAACCUGGAGUCGGAAGUGAUUUGACUUUUUCCCCCAGAAAUGUAACUAAAGUGCAGGAUUUCGGGGAAGACUUGGAUCGGUUUGCAGAAGGAGCAGAAAAGGACUAAGAGUUUAUAACCGCAGUAUCCCCAAAUCCAGCAGCAGCGUCCUCAGAGCAUGGGAAAAGGAGCCGUGCGUGAGCUGUAAAAUGUACCCGCUACACCGAGAGAGGGAGCAGCCCAUCUUCAGCGCCAGAGCUCAUGUCUUCCAGAUCGACCCAGCCACCAAGAGGAACUGGCUGCCGGCCAGCAAACACGCCGUCACCGUGUCCUUUUUCUAUGAUGCCAACCGGAGCGUCUACCGCAUCAUCAGCGUGGGCGGGACAAAGGCCAUCAUCAACAGCACAAUCACCCCCAACAUGACUUUCACCAAAACCUCGCAGAAGUUUGGCCAGUGGGCCGACAGCCGGGCCAACACCGUGUACGGCCUGGGCUUCUCCACGGAGCAGCAGCUGCAGCAGUUCUCAGAGCAGUUUAAGGAGGUGAAGGAGGCGGCCCGCCUGGCCAGGGAGAAAUCUCAGGAGAGGUUUGAACUGGCCAACCCCGCGCUCAACAUCGCCGCACCUCAGCUCUCCCAGGAGCUAUCAGAGGAGCGCCAUUCUCCGCCGCUGCUGACGGUCAACGGGCCGGCCGAGGACAAGCUGAUCCGCAGCAAGAGCGCCGACGUAGAGCUGACCUCGGAGAAGGAGAGGAUCAAGAAGAUGUUGUCAGAAGGGUCUAUCUCUGAGAUGAACCUGGAGGCUGAGCUCUUCACCCUGCAGGACAGUAACGCCAAGCUGGUGGCGGCGCUGCAGGAGGCCAACAGCAGCGUGGAGCAGUGGAAGAAACAGCUGGCUGAAUACCAGGAGGAGACGGACCGACUCCGAGAGCAGGUGGCGGAGCUAGAGGCCCAGAGUGGGCGUCCUGCUGCUGGUCAGGCUGGUGGAGACGAGCUGAGCCGCUCUGUGGAGGAGCUGGAGGCUCUUCUUGAAGCCAAAGACCAAGAAAUUCACAACCUGCAGAGCAAGAAAACAGACGUGAGUGAGCUGGAGAAGGAGAGAGAGGAGGCCAUGCAGAGACUCCAGGAUCUGGAGAGGCAAAACGCUGAGCUGGAAGAACGGGUUCAGAGCGCUGAGAAGACCCUGGCCUCCAGCCGGGAGGAACGGGAGCAGUCGGAGGUCGAGGUCCGGCGGCUUAUUGAGGUUCUGGACGUCAAGAUCUACGACCUGAACGACCUGAGACAGAGCCUGGCCAAACUCAUUGACAAAUAGCCAGCGCAGCAGCAGGGCUGCAUCUCAGUGGCCAGCGUCAGUUUCCUCCAUUUGGGUUUGACUUGUAUUUCCUGAUCUAACAUAAGAUCACAAGUCAAAGCAGCAUGGAGGACAGCUGACUCAUGGGGCCUCAUGAAGGAUGAAUGGGAACCCUCUUAAGAGAGCCACACGUGUCAUUUUUUAAACAUCAAUAUAUCAUUGUCAAGUUCAUUGUGAUAUCUUGUUAUAAUUACCAUAUUAAAACCAAUGAGUCCAUGGUGAAAACUAAGGCUGAGCAAUACGGCAAAAAACAACAAAACAAAAAAAUCAUAGUGUGAUUCAUUUUACAGAUGUUGCGAUUAUGAUAUUUAAAGUUUAAUAGGAAUGAUAAUAUUUGUAUUAUAAUUUUAAUUUUCACAGAACAGCCUAUUAAAAUGGCAAUAAUAUGAUUUUUGCCAGGCUAAGCGCCUAACAAAUGUGAUUUCUUACAUCUGGAAACUACAAUUUGUUGGCCAGGGCUUUUCUGGAGCACCAUAACACUUUAUUUACACCUUUAUCAAAAAAAAUUGCAGCUUCUGUGAUUUGAAUAUUACGCCUAGACAUAUUGCAGUUUCGUUAAUAUUUCGAUUAAUUGUACAGCCUUAGUCAUAACAAUCGAUAGCAGUAUUGUUUACCGUGUUACCGCAGUAUUGUACCAAUGCUCCUCCAAAUUAAGACGCACUUUCCCCGGGCCAGGGAUGAGGAUUGUAAAGUGCAGCGCAGAGGACACCAGAGGUCCUCUCAGUGAUGGCAUCGUUUGUUAUGUAGUGAUUAGAUGUCAGAUGUCUGAAACAUUAUUGUGACAAUGAUUUAUUGGUUGUAAAAUGUCUGCUGUAGCAUCUCACAUCAAAAUUGAGAUUUAGGUGGUUGAACAGCAAAGGUCAGCAUUUCCAAUAGAUGUCAGUCUAAGGUCAGUUACAUGAGGUUCACAUAUAUAUUACUAGUCCUGGGCGAAUAGGGCUAUAUGUAUGUAUGUAUGUAUAUGUAUGUGUGUACAUAUAUAUAUAUAUAUAUAUAUAUAUAUAUAUAUACAGUGUGCAAUUGAAAAAGUGUUUUUUGCCCGAUAAUAACCUUAAAUGUCAGUUUUGUGGGUGUUCCCCUUCAACACUGCUGAGAUGCAGCCAGUGAGAGGCGAGGAAACUGAACAACAGGAGCUCCAGUUCUCCAGCAGCAGCCUGGACCGGCCACCCAGAGGCCAGCACAGCAACAGACUUACAGAUGCAACAAUCUGCUCCCAUUCUGUCCUGGUGAGGAUCACUGGGAGCGCUGCCGUUUUCUAUUCAUGUUUUAUGAGGACUGUCCUUUCUCACCACAUAUUCUAUUAUUCAUGUUCAUCCAUGGGUUGGGAAAUCAGCAUCAGCUACCUGCCAAAAACUGCUCCGUUUUGGCUGCAGCUGGUCAGUUUGUUUCCACCGGCUCCACCAGCCUCUUUGGCUGCUAGUUAAGUUUUUUGUUUUUUUCAAGGGAAGGUCCUGUUCUGCUUUCCUGCCCUGCAUGUAGCCAAGUUGAAUAGGAGAUUGCACUUGAUGACGUAGGUGCCAAGUUUGACUUUGUUUACUUUUUGUCAGUGUUAACGAAACUAUUGAGUUCUUGUUUUCGUCCGUUUUUUCAGUGAAGUGUGACACUACCGUUUGCCAUGAUAGUAAUAAUAAUCCCAGAAAGAGGCUCAGUGGAGGCGCAGAGCAGAGAUCACAAUGAGAGCACUGCAUGAGCUUUUGGAGAAGCCCUGUACAGGCCAAGGAAUGUGAAGUUGUGUUUCUGUGUGUGUGUGUGUGUGUGAGUGUGUGUGCACGCGCACGCAUGCGUAAGCAGUGUGCAGCCUCAGACGGCUCGACUUAAAAAGCACAACAGUAGUGUUAGUAAAUGGUACUUAAUUGAGUCAUCUGUCAGCUUUGUAUGUGAACUCCUGAUGCACAUUUUCUACUCAGUGUGUUUCUCUCCCCGUAACACUGAGCUCAAUAAGACAGUAAUAUAGGUACAAAUAUGGCCCAGUGUAGCAACUUAUGAUGUAAUAACUGCCAGAUAAUAUAAUAAGAAGUCAAAAUGUAGUAAAAAUGUUUACUUCAGUGUUUGCUUCAAAAGUGGCAGAAGUGUUAAUAAUCCUGUUAUUGUAAUAAUUUGCCAAAUAAUAGGACAGCAUGGCAUAUUAACCAGUAAUUACUACAUUAUAUGGACUGGAACAGAUAUUUUAUUGAUGAUUUAGUAAUAUUCAUGAUCCAUAUUAUCUUAACAUGAUUUGGCAGGCUGUUACAUUAUUGGCCCAAAGUAUUAUCAUCAGUUAAAAAUGCCACAGCUUAUAUAUAGUAACAAUUGUCAGGCAAUCUAAUAAAUUGAUGUUAUUACAGUGUCCAGCUGUGUAGUGCAUGAACAGGUUUUAAUACAUUUUCAGUCCAAUAAGAGGGACAUUUUAUGACUUUAUGACAAGUUCGUACACCAUCUGACAUUUUGGACAUCAACAGUUGCUACAUGCAGGCGUUGUUGAAUUAGAUGCCUUUUCAUAAUAUGUCAUUUGGAGCCAGAGCCCAGGCCCAUUGUCAUCUGUUUUAGCAAAGGACCGGCCCCUCAGAAAUGGCACAGGUUUCUUGGCUUCACCUGCAGCACCAGAUACUGACACAUCGCCAGUCACCGGCCUUCAAUUAGUAUGAGGAUAAUACACAAGCAGCUCCUGCUGAAUUAGCUCCACCCCUCACGCUUUACUUUACAACGGCCUUAUUCUGGAGCGUUAGCAGGACACAACAAUAUGAUGUAGUUGAUGAGGAGCUCCGGUACAGAUGUAAGUUCAGGCAGCAGGGUGGUCCACAAGCAGAUCCACAGUAUUGUGCACCUACUAAACCUUUCCACAGGUUUGAAGUGAGGUAGGUCGAUGGGCUGCAUAGUUAACCGGGUGUGAUGAGUCCACCUGGUGGUGAAAUCCUUUUUAAGUUGCACUAACUCUCCAUUCACGUCCAUAGAAAAAACAGGUCCCAAAAUAUAUGCCAGUACAAAUAACAAUCCAGCAGGAACUGUCUGCAGCAAACGUCACAUAGUAGCCCUGACAACCUGAUAGUACUUUCACAGAUAACUGCAAUUACACUGAAAAAAUGGGCACCAGGACUUUUUGGGGGGGCAUAAUUUCCUUUGUUUGUGUUUUUCCACACUAUGGAAGUGAAUGGAGAGAUAGAAAUACAGUAUUUUAGGUUAGGAUUAGCAGCCCGGCGGGGCACAGAGCAACUAGUAGAGGACAUUUCACCAGCAUGUAGACUCGUAACACCUAGAAAACCCAACACUCUUCAACAUUCAGUUUGGCUUUAAAGGAGACAUCCACCCUGUAGGCUAACUACCUCUGUUAAAAACAGCAUUUGGUCAUGUACUUUGAAACUUAGGGUCUUUUUAGUUGCUUGGUGUUUGUUUCUACUUCCUACUUGGCCACUGGAGGGCAUGAUGUCAUGUCCAUAUAUUUCCUACAAUGGAGAGUUGAUGUCAGAACAUGUUUAAGAAAAGUGGGUCAACAUAACAUUCAGGCAUGUUGCUGUGUGAACAUGGGCUUGGCCGAGGAAACCGCUGAAAAAUCACACCAUAUUUUCACCUUUUGUAGGAGACAAGUUCCCUCUCUUUCUAAUCUAGGGGUUGUUGAAAUGUACUGCAACUAACUGAAGUAGAUGAUGCAGGCUGAGGGAAAGUGGGUUCACCAAGAAAACAAAGUAAAUUUCCUCCUGGAAUAUGGUGAAUAUCUGCACUGAUGGGAUCUAACAGUGUGAGAGGAUCUGGAUUUCUCCUUUAAAACACUAGAAUAAGGUCUUUGGGAAAUAGUCCAGCAAUGCUUUUAUGUUACCAGUUAUAAAAGAACGCAGAACCAAAGAUGCACCACUUUGUCACGUUGAACCUACUUCAACUGGAAGCACAUAUCUUCUGUACCAUGCUCAACUUCCAUCUCUGUUCAGAUUUAUCGGUUGAUUUGUUAAGGACUGCUCAUGAAAUAUUACAGCUCCUGCACCUUUAACAUUUUGGUAUCGCUCCAAAUACCUCAGAAUAACUUUGACUAUUCCAGGUUAGUUUUAAAAACAGUUCUUGCAGAAAAAAAAAAAUCCAACAUUUCUCUUGGUUUCUGACUUUCUGAAGAGUUGCAUCAUGUGAAGAGGGGGAUCUGUGGAUUAGUGCUCGGUUGUGGCAACACCUCUGAUUAUUAACUGCUAAGAACCAUGGAUUUGUGGAGAGUAGAUAUUUGUAUGGGUUUUGACAAUGUGAGAAAAAGUUCUUUACAUUUGUAUACCUUUGUUAAACAUUAAAACUCGGUCAUGCAAGUC
Messenger RNA from Myripristis murdjan (pinecone soldierfish), 5857 nucleotides. RefSeq names its product homer protein homolog 3. The record is from RefSeq and is a predicted model, not a curated record. The coding region runs from base 456 to 1556 and encodes 366 amino acids. Gene Ontology annotation, molecular function: G protein-coupled glutamate receptor binding. Gene Ontology annotation, biological process: G protein-coupled glutamate receptor signaling pathway. The transcript has 11 exons. Lineage: Eukaryota; Metazoa; Chordata; Actinopteri; Holocentriformes; Holocentridae.